This is a messenger RNA of Klebsormidium nitens, 4068 nucleotides long. Lineage: Eukaryota; Viridiplantae; Streptophyta; Klebsormidiophyceae; Klebsormidiales; Klebsormidiaceae. The record is from the annotation of a GenBank genome assembly.
GAGUCACGUACCGCUGAAUGAAUCCCAAUCUGCCCAGCAAGCUGCAAGGAACCUUCUUGUGCGAGGAGGUGGAGCAGCCUGUCACCAUCAAAUGGAAGCGUUUUAAGGGCGUGCACCGUUGGAAAGGUGUUGGGAGGACUCAGGAGGGGAUGCUCUUUGUAUGCAAGGUCUUGAGGGCCUCAUGUGUGGAUACAGUGGUGUUUAAAGCUGCAUUUGAGCUCAGACUGUUCGGCAUUUGGUAAGCAGCAAGAGAGAGAACUGCCGCAGCUUGGCAGUGAGAUUAGUCUGACAAAGCCUGUGCAGUCGCAGUGUACACUUACGCAGUAUGGCGGCAGCAAUCGGAGCCGUGUCCAAGACUCCCAGCGUAUCUUGCUGCCAUUCCAUCCGUGCAACGCAGUCCUCUUUGUCACAAAGCAAUGACGCAACAUUCUCUGUCUCAUAUGACUUGGGACUUCCAAGACGCAAGUCUUACCUGUCAGGAGUGAACAGCAGAACCAGGUUCGGCCAGAGACGUGCUUCUGGCAGCAUUCAGGUCAAUGCACGGGAAUCUCGGGAGAGUGUGCGCUUCCAGGCAGUGCAGCGCUUCUCCCCUAACGGUCACAUCCUUCUUGAGAGGACCGGCCAUGGGUUCCAAGAGAGCACCCCCCCCUUUGCAACUGUGUCCGUUGUGGCAAGGCGGGCGGGCCUGCCGCCUCCAACUGCAUCGGAGGGCCUGAUAACCGAAGCGGGCCCCGUCGGCAUCCUCGAGCCCGAGGAGAUGGAAUUAUGGCUCUCCGAGGUCGAGUGGGUGGAUCCCCGUGUCGACAUCGACCCCAUCAGCAUCUCCCGCGCGGCGCGCCUCCAGAUGAAAGCCGACGCCGCGGCGUCCACCGAAUCCGCUCCCCGCAGAGUCGUGACCAGUGUGCGGAAGGCCCUGCCCCCGAGUGUCGGCGGCUCUCCUCAGAGGUUCACCGCAUUCGCCGCGGCUGUCCUGCUGGUUCUCGCGCUCCUGUGGGCCCUUUUCAGGAAGAAGGCGCCGCAGACUGGGGCGGUGAACAGUGCGUACGGGAACAGUCCGCCGGGGACAGGGCCCAGCGGCGUGGCGAAGAGCGGGGGGCAGUACUCGGCGCUGAAGAGCGCGAGGGCGGACGCGAGUUACAAAGUGAGGCAGGCGGGGAGCGUAGCAACGGAUGCGAAUGACGAGGCCAAGAAGAGGGCGCAGGAGUCGCUGGCGGACCUGCGGAAGAGAGUGGAGAACGUGAAGCGGGCAGACGACAAGUUUGCGCAGGUCAAGAAGGAGGCCAAGGAAGAACCAGACGCGGGGAAGAAGACGAUCAAGGGCCUGGUCAAGGAGGCGGAGAAGCGGGUGGAAGGGAGCACCGGGCGGAAUGGCACAGGGGACAGCCUGAAGUCUUCUGGGGGGGUCAAAACGCAGCCUGCAAACGGGGGGGCGCGGGAGGACGGGAGCUCCGGGCGCAGUGGCUCGGGGGACAGCCUCAAGGCCGGGGUCAGCAAGACGGUUAUCAGCGGGGUUAAGGGUGCCCCGACUAAGGGGAACGAGCAGCUUGUCAAGAGCGCUGUGGGCGAUCCUAAAGCCAAACUGAGCGCAAAACCUCUUCCUGAGAAGAACGAGACUCCGGCGCCGAGUACCGGGGGGGGAUGGCAGUGGCCCAAGAAGCAGGAGACAGUCGCAAGCGGUGUCGAGGGUGCCGACCCUAAGAAACUGGAGAGCUUGGUCACGGAGUCGGUGGGCAACCCGAGCGAGACGGAACAGGGGGCAGCAGGGUCGAAGCCAGCAGCCGGCAGCGUCUCCCCCCUGAAAGCAAACUCUGCGGAUGCAGUCCUGAGGGGCGUAACGCAGAAGCCAGAGAACGGCGCGAGCGUUACGGCGCCCAAGACGCCGCUCCAAGUGAACUCUGCCGACUCUGUCCUGUCAGGGGCACAGAAGUCGCCGAACUUUGGGAGGGGCUCGGGCGAGCUUUCGUCUGAGAUUGAGGGGCUGUCCAAGCUUCUGAAGCAGGGAGAGAAGCCCCGGGCGGAUCAGGCGUCGGGGAGGGGGCCCUCACGGGGAAGUGAUGAUGUGGCGAGUCUGAUGUCUGAGCUCUCCAGCGUCAUGCAAGCGAGCAAGAAGAGUGUGGCUGCCAGCCGCGAGAGAAACGGCUCCAGCGCAUCUGCUGACGUCAUCUCCAGCACUCCCACCACCCCCCAGGACGGCCCCGGCGCCAAGAUGCUCGCCGCGAGCAGCACCAAGAGUGACGCCGUCUCCAAAACCCCGGCGCAGCCGCUGGGGGGAUCCCCGCAGAUGCUGACCGCAAAGGCGGGCGGGUCUGACGCCAUCAGCAAGACCCCCACGAAACCGGUCGCGAACGCUGCCGCGCAAGCGCCAAAUGCGGCGCAGGCGACAAAACCGGUGCAAGCAUCGAAGCCCGUGGAAACCUCGAAGCCCGCCGCAACCCCAAACCCCAGCGAUAAUAACAACUUCUUCAAUGCCCUUCCCUGGAUACGGGGCGGAGGUAACGCUGGCGUCCUUUCCCAGACACCGACCAAGCCGCUCGACGGGUCCGACACGCCGGCCAUCCCUGCUGCUUCUGGGAGCGUUGACGUCACCAGUCGAACCCCGACGUCCUCCGCGACUGGUUCGGUUAACGCCAAACCCUCGUCGGUUAACCCUUCCCCAGCAACGACUCAGUCCUCGGGGGUUCUCUCCCAAACCCCGACCGGUUCCAUUGGCAGCGGCCUGGGCCAGCAAACCGGGGGCAAAGCCUCUGACGUCAACUCUCAGACUCCGACGACCCCGGCAGAGUCCGCAAAGCCGCCCGAAGGCGAUGCUAAAAGCGGACGACCUUUCAGCUGGUUCAGGGGCAAGAACGACCAACCGCCUGGCGCCUCGGUCCCCGCGGUUGCUGAGGAGCAGGUUACGCUUCCAGUGGUUAGGGAGACGCCUCUGCCUCCGGUUGUGAGCGAGAGGGCGCCUCUUUCGGUGGCCAGACCGACGCCGCCGCUGCCGGUUUUCAAGAGCUCGGCAGCGCCGCCGGCCGUGAGCGAGGCGACCAAGACUGCGGAAACUGAUGACGAUGCGAAGCGUCGGAGCGACCUCAAGGAGGCGCAGGACAUCCUGCGAAAGAUCCUGGUGGAGGACCUGCCCCUGCCCAAGCCGAAAAAGGAGCGCGCGCAGCUCGUCGCCAAGAUCCAGAACGUGCUGCCCGCUGUGGCCAUGAGCGUCGGGGCCGCUGGAGCGUUUACUACUGGACUCGACGGCGCUUUGGAGACGGUCGGCUUCGCUGCGCUGGCGUCAUUUAGUUAUUCCACGCUGCUGUGGGCCAGCAAUCGGGAGGGCUUGAAGAAGGACAUCGAGGAGAUCAAGAGCAGCAAGGACCUAGCCGAGUUCCUGAAGGAGAAAGACAUCACCCCCGAAUUGUAAGGACGGCAGCAGGGGACCGAGGCGACCUUAUAGAGGUGUCCAGAUUUGAGGCGCAAUUGUGUUGAGUUUCAAUCAUGAAGCUGGGUGGUCGAAGGCCACUUUUUGGGCUCGUUUUUGGUCCACUCGCAUCGGCUGCAUUUGCAUGUUUUGCAUGCGGCCGGUUGUGUAGGGGGGAGGAAGCUCGUGUAACGUGUGAGGCCACCGCAUGACAUUGUUUGGGCGUCAUUUGUGUUGUUGUAACUAGGCUUAGGUCUCUGUACAAUGUUAGAAAUGUCCGGAACAGGUCCAGCUUGUCUGGUCUCCAAACACUUCGACGAUUCAAAACGCGAUCGUUUCCUCUAAAAGCUCACAAACGGCCAGGGAAGAGAUACUAUGAUCAAACUUACCUGUCUCACGUGGCGGUGAAGACCUGAUGCGCCAGGAUAGCUGCACAGAAUGCCGCCAUCAAAUGCAUCUUCGGACUAUACAAACUUCAGCUAUAGUAAGCCUGGGUAGACUGUGGUGCUGAUGUUUGGCAAGGAGUGACGAGCGCUUCAUGCGCUUCUUCAUAUAAACGCCAGUUAAUGUAACCCUAGAUACAGCUGUAGUGACGUUCUACUUUAAUAAGCACGCUCGGCUGUAGGUCCUCACACUCACGUGAUAUAUAUACCCGGACUCGGAUGAUGGAC